CUGCUUUCUGGGUUCCUGCUGCAGACAUAGAGACUGAAGGUGCCGUGAAAGAAUUAAGCUGCACGAAAUGUUCCUUUCUGGCAUGUUCUACAGCGAGUGCUUUAUUUUGAAAAGAAACAGCCGGAAGUGUUGCUCACGGUGAGCUAGCUUGACUGUUGGAGGCGAUGCAGCGGAUCUAAGGCCGACAGAGAGGGAGCCGCUUUUUAAGGAAUGCCGUCCGCCGGAAUCAAUGCUAGGAGACAACUGGAUCAGAAAUAAUAUGGGGAAAAUUAAAAUGAUUCACCGAGCCUUGAGAAUGCGGAAAAGGCCGGCUCAGACACCAGCUUCCUCACCCCCUGUCACCGGACGUUGGUAGCCGCCUGCCCGGCUUGCUAGCCCGUAGUCCUUCAAAAUCUCCGCUGGAAAAUCACGGAGCUUCUCUGUUUUUUAAAAGCUCAGCGAAAGACAGCCGACCGAGUUAAUUCCCCUCGUUUGACCUAGCGCUCUAACGUGAGUAAAUCUGACCGCUGGAGUCAAGCUAGUAGCAUCCUCUGGAGUCGGAUGGACCUGCGGCUCUCGCAGCAUCACCGCCCGAGAAUCCUUCCAGCCCGCCCUGCCGCACCGGAGCGUUGAGUAAAUCCCCGAGAAGCGGCUUUAAGAUGACAGGAAACGUCCCGUCCUAUGCGCUUCUAGGCGCCGCGCACACAUUUCAUCAAUGCCGAAUAAUGUAAUGACCGUCCGGAGCGUACACCAUCAUGCGUAUGACUGGCCGUGUCCGCCUCCAUCCCUGCGGAUGACACUCGCACGGACAGCGGGGGUUCAGAACAAACAGCGCCGAGACGGACGCGCCGUUGCCGGGUAGCGCUUAGAGACUUGACGUGAGCUCUCACACACACACACAAAACAAAAACAAAAAAAUAGACACCAAUGAUAUCUCAUAAGGUUUUGGUCGCAAUAAUCCUGCUGAACGUGUACAUAGGGGUGCAGUCUGUGUUUUAUCUGUUCGGCGGCGUCCUUUUGACGGUUCUGUUCGCUAUGGCUUUUUUAAACGGACCGAGGCUGCUGGACUGGGCCAGCUCCCCGCCACAUCUCCAGUUCAAUAAAUACGUCCUGACUGGAUACCGGCCCAUCUCCUCCGUGCAGGACUGCAUCAGGAGCCUGUUUUACCUCCACAAUGAACUUGGGAACAUUUACACACACGGCAUCCCUUUGGUUUGCUUCCUGGUGCUGCUCCCGCUCAACAUCCCCUGGUCUCAGAUCAGCGUCACCUGGCUGGGCGUGGUGCACUUCCUGGCCUGCCUGUCGCCCCAGCUGGGCUCCGUGGUCUACCACCUGUUCAUGAACCACGAGGGCGGGGAGCCCGUCUACCACACCCUGCUGAAGCUGGACGUCUGUGGAAUCUGCAUGAUCAACACGCUGGGGGCGCUCCCUAUCGUCUACAUCACGCUGUGGUGCUACCCCUUCAUCCGCACCGUGUCGCUGCUCGUCUACAUCCUGCUGUCCACACACGCCAUCUAUUGCGCAGUCACGGCCCGCAGCAGCGUGCGCCGGCUGCGCUCCUUCGCCUGGCAGGCCGUGUUCCGCUUCUCCUUCUUCUUGCUGCGCGGCGUGGGCGUGGGUGGCGGCAGCCCCACCUCGCUACGCCACUUCCUCAUGAUGGACGCGUUGGCCGUGCUGGGCGGGGUCAUCAACAUCACACGCAUCCCGGAGCGCUUCCGGCCGGGCCUCUUCGACUACUGGUGCAACAGCCACCAGAUCAUGCACGUACUGGUGGUGGGCUCCAUCCUUUACCUGCACUGGGGCGUCCUGGACGACCUGCUGUGGAUCAACAGCUACAUCUGUCCCUCCGACUGACCCCAGCCCCCCGUCCUCUGGGACAGGAAGUGAAAGGACCUCUGAGGGGGGCUGAGCGUCUCUGCAUGUGUUAAACUCAGAAUGUUUAUAUCUUCAUCCAUCCUAGACAUUUCUGCGGAGGCAGAGAGAAGUAAGACGCACAGAAAUGUGGACAAAACCACACAAACACUUAAGACACAGAGAAGUGGAAACAUUUAAACAGUAAAAUGAACAUCAACACUACUGUG
Molecule: messenger RNA, 2060 nt
Organism: Poecilia reticulata (guppy)
Lineage: Eukaryota; Metazoa; Chordata; Actinopteri; Cyprinodontiformes; Poeciliidae
Gene: paqr4a
Product: progestin and adipoQ receptor family member IVa
Cellular component (GO): membrane
Molecular function (GO): signaling receptor activity
Source: RefSeq, a predicted model, not a curated record